AUGGUUCAACGAAUUGCGCGGACGCAUAAUGUGCCGCGCAUUUACACACUCGUUCAUGAAUCCCCCUAUCCCAGUCAUGAGCUCUCAGAUCACGUGUACGAUGAACUGAAGAAAGUCCUGAUAUUGGCUGGAGCAUUCUUUUUUAUUACUAUCGUUUGUAUUAUGUCAAAAUUGCAGGUGGGUACUGAAGACGUGCUCCGUUGGUCGCCAGUGGUUUGGUUAUUAGGUGUUUGUGUAGCCGGUGCAUUUAUGAAUCUCGUAUUCUACUGUCAGAAGAAGUACAGAGAAAGAAAACGACGUCAGCGAGAUCGUCAGCAAGAUCUAUUGUACUCGUUGGCGAUUCCACGCUCCUAUCCAUGCCUUGCACCACCGCCUCAUCACGAUUGUUGUCGAGCUCCACAGUUCUCAAUCUCGGAUCGAGGCUUACCUUCAUAUGAGGACGCUAUCACACACAAAUUAGAGGACAAUUCACUACCUCCAAACUAUUCGGAUGCGGUCUCAAUGAUGAAUGCAACCACCCAAGCAUCCGGACAGACACAAACCAGCAGAACCACACAAACGACAAACAAUGAUCGUGAAUGA
Molecule: messenger RNA, 582 nt
Organism: Necator americanus (New World hookworm)
Lineage: Eukaryota; Metazoa; Nematoda; Chromadorea; Rhabditida; Ancylostomatidae
Exons: 5
Coding region: 1-582 (193 amino acids)
Source: RefSeq, a predicted model, not a curated record